AGCACACAGGAGCUGGUGGGAGCCAGGGACAUCUGACUAGUCCCUGUGCACAUGAAGCUCCUAGAACCGAGGACUUACAGUCUUGGGAGUGUUGAGUGGUGAGGUGAGCAGGGCAGCCCCGUUAUCCUCAUCUCCCGGUCCAGGCACGGAGGUCCGUAAGCCAGCCUGCUGGAGGAUAGUAGGCUCAGGGUGCAGUGGUAAAUCCUGGCUGAGCUUCUGGGAGCAGGGCCAGGGCUGAGGGCUCGGCAUUGGAGUGGAAGGCUGGGGGCAGAGGCCUCGGGGCAAAGGGCUUGAUGCUGGCCUGGAGGAGUCGGCACAGGGGUGGAGGGCUCGGGGCAGAGGGCUCGAUGCCAGGGUGGAGGGCUCGGGGCAGAGGGCGCGGUGCCGGGGCACGAAGCAGCCUUCCCGCUAUUGUUCCCGGCGCUCCCAGUGCCGCCAUCAGUGCGGCGCGAGGCCGGUGCCGGCGGGAGCAGCGCCAUGGGCCGCGAAUGCCGCUCCCGGCCGAGGAACGGGCAGUGCCCGCGAUCCCGCCGCCCGCUCCAUUUUCUGUCUCGCCCGUCACGGAGACGCUCAGAUGGCAGAGCCGCGCUCAGCGGCCCUGGGAGGGAGGUGGAGUCUGCCCGUCCUCCGCCCGCCCUCCCUCCAUUGUCGGCGGCGGCACCGGCACCGGCACCUGCUCGGGCCGCCGGCGGCCGGGAUGCUCCUGCCCUUCCCGGCGGAGCGGGGACGCUGCCGCAGUGCCGGGGCCGCAGCUCGCAGCCGAAGGGAGGAGAUGCUGCUUCUGCCUGCCCGGCCCUGCUGCCGCCUCGGGAAAUGAACAUGAGUCUGCCAGGCCGCGUCUCCUGCUCCAUGCUCAACUGCUUUGGUGAGGAAGGCCCUCCCAGUUUGGAGUACAUCCAGGCCAAGGACUUGUUCCCCCCGAAGGAGCUCAUAAAGGAGGAGGAGUCACUGCAGGUGCCGUUCACUGUGUUGCAGGGUGAGGGGGUGGAGUACCUGGGCCAUGCCAACGACGCUGUGAUCGCCAUCUCCAACUACCGCCUGCAUAUCAAAUUCAAGGACUCUGUGAUCAAUGUGCCUUUGAGGAUGAUGGAAAGUGUGGAGUGUCGGGAUAUGUUCCAGCUUCACAUUGUCUGCAAAGACUCCAAAGUGAUCAGGUGCCAUUUCUCCACCUUCAAGCAGUGCCAGGAGUGGCUGAAGAGGCUGACUCGAGCCAUUGCCCGCCCUGCCAAGCCUGAGGAUCUCUUUGCGUUCGCCUACCACGCCUGGUGCUUGGGGGUGUGUGUGGAUGAGGAAGAUCAACAUGCACAUCUCUGCCGUCCUGGGGACCACGUCAGGUUCCGGUUCGAGAUGGAGCUGGUGAGGAUGGGCUUCGACCUGCAGAACGCCUGGCGUGUCUCUGACAUCAACAACAACUACAAACUUUGUUCCAGUUAUCCCCAGAAGCUGCUGGUCCCUGUCUGGAUCACUGACAAGGAGCUGGAGAACGUGGCUUCAUUCAGGUCAUGGAAGAGGAUCCCUGUGGUGGUGUACAGACACGUGCGCAACGGGGCGGUGAUCGCGCGCUGCAGCCAGCCCGAGAUCAGCUGGUGGGGCUGGCGGAACGCCGACGACGAGUACCUGGUGACGUCCAUUGCCAAAGCCUGUGCCUUGAACCCCGGAGCGAGGGCGUCGGGCGCCGCGCCGCAUGCCGGGAGCAGCGACGGCAGCGAGCCCUGCGACGCCGACUUCGACUCAUCCCUGACAGCGUGUUCAGGCGUGGAGAACGCAGGAACCCCUCAGAAGCUGCUGAUCCUUGAUGCCAGGUCCUACACGGCAGCUGUGGCCAACAGGGCCAAGGGAGGCGGCUGCGAAUGCGAAGAGUAUUACCCCAACUGUGAAGUUGUGUUCAUGGGCAUGGCCAACAUCCACUCCAUCCGAAACAGCUUCCAGUAUCUGCGUGCUGUCUGCAGUCAAGUGCCAGACCCCAGCAACUGGCUUUCAGCCCUGGAGAGCACCAAGUGGCUGCAGCAUCUGUCUGUCAUGCUGAAGGCAGCAGUGCUGGUCUCCAAUGCCGUGGAUAGAGAAGGGCGUCCGGUGCUGGUUCACUGCUCCGACGGCUGGGACAGGACUCCACAGAUUGUGGCGCUGGCAAAGAUUCUCCUGGACCCUUACUACAGGACCAUGGAGGGCUUCCAGGUGCUCGUUGAAUCGGACUGGCUGGACUUUGGUCACAAGUUUGGGGAUCGCUGUGGACACCAGGAAAAGGUGGAGGAUCAGAACGAGCAGUGCCCAGUUUUUCUCCAGUGGCUGGAUGCUGUUCAUCAGCUUCUGAAGCAAUUUCCCUGCCUCUUCGAAUUUAAUGAAGCUUUUCUGGUGAAGCUGGUGCAGCACACGUAUUCCUGUCUCUACGGGACCUUCCUGGGGAACAGUCCCUGUGAGCGUGAGAUGCACAACAUCUACAAGCGCACGUGCUCCGUCUGGUCCCUGCUGCGGGCUGGCAACAAGAACUUCCACAACCUGCUCUAUAUGCCCGGAUCUGAGCAGGUGCUGCAUCCCGUGUGCCACGUGCGCGCCCUGCACCUCUGGACAGCCGUGUACCUCCCAGCCUCCUCGCCACAUCCUCUGGGACAGGAGGACAUGGACAUCUACAUGCCCCCAGGAUCUCAGAGCCAGGACUUCAGUGGCAGGUGUUUGGACAGAUUACCAAAGACAAGAUCUAUGGAUGACCUGCUCUCAGCCUGUGACUCCAGCAGCCCUCUGACCCGCACAUCCAGUGACCCCAACCUGAACAACCACUGUCAGGAGGUGCGGGUGGGCUUGGAAGCCUGGCAUGCCAACACUGAGGGGGCUGAAGGUGCUGCAGUGGCCACAGGAGAGGCACAGCCCAGGGAGGAGGAGGAGGAGAACCCUCCCCUGCAAGGCAGCAGCCGUGCUGAGCGCGAAGGGCCGAGCAGGCAGCUGGGCAGCCAAUCUGCUGUGCCAGCCAGCAGCAUCCCUGUGGAGGUGGAAGAGGGAAAUGGAACACUCACGGAGGAACUGGAUGGCAGAGGUCCAGAUCCAAGUCCUUCCAGACAGGAAAACAGUGACAAGGUUUCCACCAGUUCUGGAAGGCAUUUGGAAACCUGUCCCCAGGAACCUUUGAAGGCUGCUGGCACUGUGUCUAACAGAGGAGGCUGUCCUAAAAGAAUCACCACCUGCCCAGACAUUUCCAGCCAGGAGUCCCUGACACCAGGCACCCCUUCUCAGGACAUCCCAGGCCCUGCCCUGGGUACCCCAUGCCCAGAUGCAGACAAGGGUAGAGGUGAUGCUGGUCGGAGCAUGCCCUUUGAGGAGCCUGGCCAGCCGGGGAGGUUCCUGCUGGAGCAAUGGCGCAAGCCCAUUUCCCAGAGCCAAAGCAGCGAGUUCUCCUUCCUGGGGUGCAACUGGGACAGUUUUCAAGGCAUGGUAACAUCGCUCCCCAAUGGGGAGCCCACACCCAGACACCUCCUCUCCUAUGGCUGCUGCAGCAAGAGGCUGAGCAGCAAACCCCUGCGGGCCCCGGGCCUGUGCCUCAGUGGCCCAUGGUCUGGCAGGGAGGGCGGGAAGCCCUCAGCCUGCGCUGGCCAUGUGAGCACACAUUUCGGGAAGCCCAGCCGUUUGUGGCUGCCCUGUCACCUGAAACAAGCCUCUGGUCCCAAGCACCUGCCACCAAAAUGUCCUUCUCCUGUGCCUCCUCUCUACCUGGACGACGACGGGCUGCCCUUCCCCACGGAUGUGAUCCAGCACCGGCUGCGGCAGAUCGAGGCCAGCUACAAGCAGGAGGUGGAGCAGCUGCGCCGGCAGGUGCGGGAGCUGCAGCUGCGCCUGGACAUUCGCCACUUCUGCGCCCCUCCGGCCGAGCCCCCCAUGGACUACGAGGAUGACUUUACAUGUCUUAAGGAAUCAGACGGCAGCGACACGGAGGAUUUCUGUUCUGACCACAGUGAGGACUGUUUGUCAGAAGCAAGCUGGGAACCUGUGGAUAAGAAGGAGACUGAGGUCACGCGGUGGGUCCCAGACCACAUGGCCUCACACUGCUUCAACUGCGACUGUGAGUUCUGGCUGGCCAAACGGAGGCACCACUGCAGGAACUGUGGGAAUGUGUUCUGUGCUACCUGCUGCCAUCUGAAGCUGCCCAUCCCCGAUCAGCAGUUGUACGACCCUGUCCUCGUUUGUAACUCCUGUUAUGACCAUAUCCAAGUGUCUCGUGCCAGGGAGCUCAUGAGCCAACAUAUGAAGAAACCCAUUGCCACAGCUUCCAGCUGAAUGCCAGACAAGGGACCUGUCUAAGCCCAGCCUUUUCUCUUGUGGGUUUGAAGGGUGACUCUGCCUCCAGGGUAUCUGUGAAGGCCUUUGGUGCAACACUUGAACACCAAGCUGGAAUGCACUGUCUGCAGCAGCCUCACUACCAGGCUGGAGCAGAGGAGCUCAGAUCAGAGUUUGCUGUGUUCCCACCCCAGAGCUGGUGGGCCUGUGUGUUGUAGCCCUGAUGGCUUAGGGCUGAGAAAAGAUCACAACCUCUUCCUUUUGUGGGCUGGAAAGCAAUGUUUUCACAGCUCUUUGCCUGUGCAAAGUCCCUCCAAAGCAAAGAAAGGCAUGUUUAGAACCACCUCCCCCUGCAAAGGCAGGCUGCUCUGUGAGAAGGAAGAGGGCAAGCUCCUGAUGGUCCCAUGGGCAUUGGAAGGGCCUCAGCCUGGAGCAGAUUUUCUUCCCUUGAGUGUGAUUUGCGAUCAGCUUGGUGAACAAGACUCACUAGCCAUCACUAAUUGAUUUUCUCUUGGGCUCUGAAGAGAAAUUCAUUCCAGCUGAAAAGGGCUGAGCAGAUUGUGCCCAUUUUCAGGCUCUGCUGGGAUCGGUGUCGCACUGGACUUUGUCCCUGCCCCCAGCACCAUGGGGAGAUGGGAGAUUGGCUUUUCACUUCUGCUCUGCCCAUCUGCUUUGUCUGCAGUUGUGUCACAGCCUGGUGCUAACACAGGAAUGGCACCCUGAUCCUCUCCUGGCAUGGAAACAGAACUCGUGUUCCUGUGUUGCUCCUCCUCCCCUUUUCUGCCCUCAGCUCUCAACUUCCUACUGCUCUUUAUCCGGAAAACUUGAUACCUUGAGGGUAUAGGCCAUAAUGUGUUGUUUUACCUCCUGGAAUGUGCUGUCUGGUGUAUGUGAGGGUUUCAGUCCAAAUGCUGCUAUAUAUUUCUGUGCACUUAAUGUAACCCGAAGAAGGGAGAAUGAAGCAUCGAUACCAAAAUGGGGGUGGGGAAGGACACUGGCUGACAUAGACACUACGGUCUGUGCUUUUCACUUUAGGAUGUACAGCUGCAGUGAUAACCAUGACACGUGGCAUUUGUUCAGUGGUGGAAACAAUCUCUCUGACUUGCCCCAGUGCUACCUGAAAUGCCUCUUGAAUUUGACUUCUUUUUUUGUCUCCUGUACAGUGGUCAAAGUUCAGAGUUGCCAACUUGUAAAUGCCUCUCUGCUUCUUCUUUAAACUAGAGAGCAGGAAUCCCAACUCAUCCUAAGGACAAAGAACUGGGUUUAGAAAGGAAGAAUGGUUUAUAAAGUGGGCUUGUAAUCCCUUGAUCCCUUGGGGAGCAUCCAUCUUGCCUCCUCUGUAAGGCAUCUGUGGAUACUAGUCAGGAAGAAGAGUUUGAAAGUAGGGCGUUUCUUUGCAGAAAUGCAGGUUUUCUUUCCAAUAUAUUCUGCACUUCAGGAGCUGAGACUCAGUGUGUGGCAGGGAGGACCUUGGUCUGCUAACAAGGCAAAGGACAUUGAUUGGUCUGCUAACAAGGCAAAGGAAUCAACACUUGUGAUCUCCCAGAUCUUUCGGUAAUGGUUUGUCAUCUCCAUCAGAAGGAAUGAAAUAAGGACCCUUUCCUGCACUUUGACUUCUCAGCCUCUGGUUUUGUAAAUCCUGAUGUGUAAGUGAAGCUCAUCUUCUGAAGACCCUGUACUUAGACUCUGCUUCUUUUCCAUACUGGGAACAACCAACUUGGCUCUGGGAAGAGAAGGCACCUUGCUUCAGAUUCUCCCCUGCCUUGUACCUUGCAGUCAUUGCCAGACAUGAAAGCGUGAUCAUUGGCCUGGCAGAAGAAACUUGGAUUUGCUCCUGUUUUGCACGUGUUGGAAUGACUGCAAGUGAUGAGGAAGCCAGAAACCAGGUACUGCUGGCCCUUCCAUUCAGGCCAUUAGUCCAAACUGCUUUUAGCUCUUGUGAGUUUCAGCGUCACAAUGUGCUGGCCAAAAACUCCAGUCAGUUUGAUGGCAUUGUGACAAACAAAAUGUGCUGUACAACUCGAUACAGUUGAAAUAAAAUCUCUAUAUUA
This is a messenger RNA of Onychostruthus taczanowskii (white-rumped snowfinch), 6314 nucleotides long. It is a transcript of the gene MTMR4, whose product is annotated as myotubularin related protein 4. Gene Ontology annotation, biological process: dephosphorylation; regulation of autophagy. The transcript is spliced from 18 exons. The coding region runs from base 478 to 4263 and encodes 1261 amino acids. Gene Ontology annotation, molecular function: metal ion binding; phosphatidylinositol-3,5-bisphosphate 3-phosphatase activity; protein phosphatase binding. The record is from RefSeq and is a predicted model, not a curated record. NCBI's taxonomy places the organism in Eukaryota, Metazoa, Chordata, Aves, Passeriformes, Passeridae.